Monosiga brevicollis MX1 is the source of this 876-nucleotide messenger RNA. RefSeq lists its product as uncharacterized. Gene Ontology annotation, biological process: mRNA splicing, via spliceosome. NCBI's taxonomy places the organism in Eukaryota, Choanoflagellata, Craspedida, Salpingoecidae. The transcript is spliced from 6 exons. The annotation marks the transcript as partial. The record is from RefSeq and is a predicted model, not a curated record. Gene Ontology annotation, cellular component: post-mRNA release spliceosomal complex.
CAGGUGCCCACACACGAUCGCGAGGGCACUCGGCACCAAUAUUUUGCCGAUGAUAGCAUGGGUCAGAAUGUACAGGACCUCUUGCAACGCGAACGCCUAGGCCUGGACGAUGACCAAGAUGCCGCUGCCAUGCGCACCAUUGGAACACACGGUCGCGGUCUGGACAGCGAGGACUACACCGUUGAUGAUGCAUUUGUGGACCAGGCUGCCAAGGGGCAAAGCCGUGAGCGGCGUGAGCAGAAGGACCGUCAGCGCGCCGUUCGAGACUAUCACCGACAGCAAAAAACGCUCGAGUCUUGUCAUUACUGCCUGGACGCGCCUCGCUUCCGCAAGAAUCUUGUGGCUCACAUGGGCACCAAAAUGAUCUUGAUGGUCCCGGAAAGAGGGGCGCUCGUUUCUACCCACUGUGUCUUGGUUCCGAUCCGACACGUUACUGGUCUGACUGAGCUUGAAGAGGAUGAGCGUGAAGAGUUACGAGCCCUGCAACGGCGAGUGGUGGCCAUGUUUGCCCCGGAAAAGAAAGAUGUGGUCUUCUUCGAGUGCUCCAUGCGUCUACACAAACAGCGGCAUACUGUCUUGCAUUGUGUUCCACUUUCUUUUGACGAUGCGACCAUGGCGCCCAUGUUCUUCAAGAAAGCCAUCUUGGAGAGCGACGCUCAAUGGUCGCAGAACAAGAAGCUGGUAGAUGUGCGGGAGGGCGGAAUUUAUCGUGCCGUUCCCAAAGGAUUUCCCUACUUUUACGUAGCUUUUAGUCCUGAUCGUGGCUUUGCACACGUCGUGGAGGACGAGGAGCUGUUCCCAGAGUACUUUGGCGCCGAAAUUAUUGGUGGCAUGCUCGAUGUGGCACCACGAACGUGGCUCAAGCCACACCGCGAA